Messenger RNA from Camellia sinensis, 1076 nucleotides. Its product is annotated as bidirectional sugar transporter NEC1. Gene Ontology annotation, biological process: carbohydrate transport. Gene Ontology annotation, cellular component: membrane. NCBI's taxonomy places the organism in Eukaryota, Viridiplantae, Streptophyta, Magnoliopsida, Ericales, Theaceae. The record is from RefSeq and is a predicted model, not a curated record. Gene Ontology annotation, molecular function: sugar transmembrane transporter activity.
GUUCUCAUAAGCUCUUUUGCUCUCAAACAGUCCCACCUUUUUUUCCAAAGGGCUUCACACUCCAUCACCAAGAUAUGGCUAUCUUAACUGCUUCUCACAUGGCUUCUGCAUUUGGCAUUCUUGGCAACAUUGUGUCAUUUUUUGUGUACUUGGCACCACUGCCAACCUUCUAUAGAAUAUACAAGAAGAAGUCAACAGAAGGAUUUCAAUCGAUACCUUACGCUGUUGCACUCUUCAGUGCUAUGUUACUAUUGUACUAUGGUUUUUUGAAGACAAAUGGGCUUAUGAUUAUUACAAUCAACACCGUAGGAUGUGCCAUUGAAGCCACAUAUCUCCUAGUUUUCAUGAUAUAUGCAACAAGGGAGGCCAAGUUAUAUACGACAAAGCUGCUUAUCAUGUUUAACGUAGGAGCAUUCGGUUUGAUCACGCUUUGCACAUUCCUAUUCUCCAAAGGGCAUCAGCGAGUCACUAUUGUCGGAUGGAUCUGUGCUGUCUUUUCUGUCUCUGUUUUUGCUGCUCCUCUCAGCAUCAUGAGGCUGGUUAUAAAAACGAAGAGCGUGGAGUACAUGCCAUUUGCACUCUCAUUUUUCCUCACACUAUGUGCUAUCAUGUGGUUCUUCUACGGCUUUUUGAUAAAGGAUUACUACAUUGCAACACCGAACAUCUUAGGAUUUGCAUUUGGGAUUGCACAAAUGGCAUUGUACAUCGUCUACAAGGACACAAAAAAACAAGUUCUACCAGUAGUCAAGCUACAAGAUUUAGGGACGGUGAUCGACUUGAGUGCAAUUGAGAUGGAGCAAAAUUUCAAGGCAGACACAGAUCAAAUGCCAAAGGAAAUUAUAGCAGUCGAUGAAGAUGGAGACAACAACAAGUCUAUCAAACCGAGCGAAUCCAACGUGUGAUUUUAAAAGAAGAACUAGAGAAGAACAAAGCAUGAUGUCAAAUUCAAAACUAGUUACAAGAAGCGAUUUCGAAGCUUGAAACAGAGAGAGAACCACAAAAUGCAAAAGACAAUCCUUUCUUGUGGUCUUCAUUGUUAAUCUUUUCUUUUACUUCUUUUUUUUUUUUCUUUUUUU